Messenger RNA from Rotaria sp. Silwood2, 954 nucleotides. Lineage: Eukaryota; Metazoa; Rotifera; Eurotatoria; Philodinida; Philodinidae. The record is from the annotation of a GenBank genome assembly.
AUGUACAAAAUCUUAACAAGACAUGUUCAUUUCUUAACAUUAUUUUUACCUGAACAAUUUCUUAAACGUGAUGCUGAUCAAGAUUGUAUAUUUGUUCUUUUACUUAUACAUCGUUUAAUAUCGAAAUGUGAUUUAUUAAUAAAUGAAAUACAAAAAAAAUUUCCAAGAAUUGAUCAAUUAAAUUUUGAUGAUGUUGUUAAAUCACAUCGUGCAGAACAAUGGAGUUUUGCAUGUAAACUUUCACAAUCAUUAUCAAUUUUUCAAAUGACUCUUCGAAAAUUUGUCAAAGCAAUGGAAGUAUGUGAUCCAGAUGUUCUUCGUCAUAUAGCUAGUACUUAUCAUGUUUUAUUAACCCAUGAAAAAUCACUUGAUUUUCUUAUUGAUCUUUUACAAAAAGAUCAAUUACAUGAUUCAUUAUCAUUAAAUGCAUUAGAUAAAACAAUAUCAUUCUAUAAACACAUCUAUAAAAGUUAUUUAAGUCAAGAAAAAUUUUCUAUGUCGAAUUAUAUGCGAGAUUUAACACGUGUUGUAUUAUUAAGUAGUGAUUCAUUGCAAACAGAUAUUCAACGUAUACAAGUUUUACAAAAAGAAAGUGAACAGCCUGAUAAUGAUCAAAGUCCAUUUGCUGUUCUUGUUAAUCAGCUUAUCGAAAGCAAUGAACAAAUGCGAGCUCAAGUUGGCAAAAUAAAUCGUCUUGUACCACAAGACGAUGAUAAAAAUCGUUCAUUAACUCUCGAUUCAAAUAGUAUAUCUUCAAUUGAAUCAGCUAUUCGUAAUUUAGAUCGUUUAACAAAAACAUUUCAUGAAAUAUGUUCUGGUUUAACAACACAAAUUCUCUUACUUUCUGAUGCUAAUGAACGAAUAAACACACAAGAUAUAGAAAAUAUAGCAUAUCAAGCAUGUGAUAAAGUCUAUAAAAAAGAAGAUAGUGGUCCAUAUGAAAGUCUUUGGUAA